UAAAACCCGCGAACAGUUGGUAAUGACGUCAAGUACUAUGAGUUUUCUUGUUCUGUGAAAUGUGGAGACACGUACCCGGGCAGAUAAUGACCAGUUCGUUUCGCUAAAUGAGGAAGUUUUACGAUAACAGUUUUAAGAUUCAACCACCAGAACCGUCAUUAUAAAUUUAAUAAAGGAACGCUCAUUCACGGCCAUGUCCAACUCAACAGAGCGUCUGUGACAAUUCGCUUGAAAUAAACAGUAAAAUAACAACAGAGGAAUACAUUUUAGAAUAAGGGGAGUUAAAGAGUUUUAGAAUGAAGAAUGUUCAAGAACGCUCGUUUAUAUGAUAAAAAAAAAACCCACACCGAUGCCUAGUUUUGAGGGCGGAAUGUACAAUGGAAUGUUAAUAUUGACUCUAGAGAUCAGUGGGUUUUGUUUUGUAACCAUCAUGUUUUAGAAACACGUUCAGCACGUAAGCUACUGAAUAAUUAAUAGAGCGUACUAAACAGAAGUAAAAUACAACAGCAACAAAAACAACAACAAUAACAUAAAAAGAAAAGAGAAAGGAGCUUUUAUUAUCCGAUUAAGACGAAACGAUGAAAAACAUCAUAGCCAACGGUAGAGACUAGCUUACCACAGAAAUAUAUCAGUAGAAAGGGAAAUAAUUAUAUGUACUAUUCAACAAUAUAUAUACGUUAUGCAACUGGUGAAGUAAAAAUAGUUAUACAAAGGAGCAUGACAGUGCUGUAAGCAGUAACAGUUAUGCAUUGAUGGAAGGUAAAAUUAGAAUUAUCUAGAAACCAAGAUGAAAAAUAGAAAUCUUUGAAACAAGUGUUCACAUUGCUGUGUUGUUUACGAUAACGCAAAUCCUGAUUAAAAAUAUCUGCCAGAAUGAAAGCAAACCUACUUUUCUUUUGACAAACAAAAAGAAAAAAAAAAGCUUUCGGGUUAAUAUCACGGAUUCAUUUCAUAAAAUGACAGCUUUAAUGUAUAGUACAUGGUACAGAAAGGUAUAAGUAGUAUUCAGUUACAACGGGAAUUGAGAGAUUAAAUUUACAGAUGUGAAAGAACACGUUUCCUUUUAUUUUCUCUUCCUUUAAAAUAUACUGCAUCAACCCCCCCCCCCCAAAAAAAAAAAAAAACAACAAAAAAACAAUCCCAACAACAACUCAGCAAAAGGGUACUACUUCCUGUCAUACGCUUAACGAACAUCGGUUAUAACGAAAUACUUUCACUUCAAGUUCGUUACAAUUGAUCCUUAAUUGAACAUCAGAUUCAGUCACUAUAUCACAACAUUCAAACUGUUUUGUUUGUUCACCGAGAAAACAUUUCCGUAUGAUGACGUAACAUCUUACCGGGAUCGAUAACUGUUGUGGGAUUAAAUAAUUUCGGACGUGUCAGACAUAGCUUAAUACAUCUACGAAACGAGCUCCUUUUCACCUGGUGCCGCACGCAAGGCACGCAGAUUUCGAUUGAACGAACUUGUGUAGGAAUCUCGAUUGAAAACGCGUCCGGAUUGGAUUACGUGUCGGGGAAACUCUUACAGAACUCUAAUCGUAUCCAGUACCAUGAACUGGGUUCUGUAAAUUGAUAGUGUGUGUGAUAUGUCGUGACAAUUCCGGCCGAUGCUGAUCAGUUACAUAAAAAUUAUGUUUAAAUACACCUGACCGGAAAUUAAGAACCUUAGUCAGGUGAUAUGACUGACGUGCAAAGGACGUUGCUACAUGAUAUGUUAUUAAUGGAUCUCAAACAACGACCAUUUCGUACGUACAGGUCUAUGCCUGAAUAGUGAAUAUCACUUUUGAAAAGAAACUAUAAUACAGGUGCUUCAAAUGUAUCAGGAGGGAUGUAUUAAAAAAAACUGUAGAUUUUCCACUGUAUAGGUGCUAGAAAAUAUUUCUUGGUGGACAUUGAUGUUCUUGAAAUAUAAUAAUUCAGCAGCGUUUAUCACAAUCAACCCCGAAAACAACUCGGGAUCAUACAUUCAGUAUAACAGACAGUUCAAGACUCAAAACAAAACUUACGGUAACAGGUUAACAGCAUUUGGUCUGAAUAAAACUCUCUUUUUAUUCCUGAAGGAGGUGGUGGUUUAUAAAAUUAAAUAUAUUUAUCUCGCGGAGAUACGACCCAGAACUAGGACGAUGUGUAGUUUAACGGAAUCGCAUGCUGUUGUGGACUUAUGUUUAGUUGGAACUUUGUUGUAAGUGUUAGUAAUCCAAAGAAUAAACUACACACUACAACAAAGAACUACAAGCAACCUGUGUUUGGUAUACGCUUUUGGGCCGAAACCAUCAGUUCCUUAUACAGCAAAAUCUUCUUAUCACGAAUUUGAAAGAACAUGAACUGGAACGUUCGCUGAAAGAGAAAAUGUCAUUAAGUGUUAGCAUUACAAGAAGAACGACAUGAAGCCCCCUAAACUGAGCAUUGAGAAGAUGAUCCACAUCAUCAACAGUGAGUUUCCCUUGCGUCGACGAAAGCAUCCCGAGGACUUCUGUUACGUCUGCAAUCGUCUGGAUCCCAGCGGGAAAUACCCGGCGAAUCCCUACCAGCACCUGUUUACCCGUGGAUACUUCAACCGGUGUCCGCACGCGACGCGAGCCCCCCACCCGACUCUGACAGACUUUAACUCGAGCACCUUGCCUUCAGACGACGAACUCUUCGAUACAGAUAUACUGAAUAAGGACGCUCAGUUACCGAGUGUCAACAAGCGGAACCCCAAACACUUUAAAAUCCCUCCAACUUUCGAAAAACAAAAUGUCGGCGCAGACGGAAGUCUUUUACCGCUCGUGAGCGAGAGGACGUUUGUUGGUGUACAGGUCGGAAAACGUAAGGGUAAGGGUAAGGGCAACAAAAAGAAUAUAACAGAGUUACCCCCUUUGUCUCCCGGACGAAACGAUUUGGUUGUGAAGGGAGAUGAGCAGAGAAGAAAGCAGAGAAUUCCAAGGCCAGGUCAUUCGAAGAGGUCGCAGAAUUAUGACGAGCAGACCGGAAAUGAUGUGGAAGAAAGCCGAGGAAAACUAUUGGACGUUCAUAUCCCGAGCGAAUUCGAUUCGUGGAAAGAGGAUUCGGAUUUAGUGACUGCUAAUUUAAAAUAUCAACACAGAAACAAAUCCGGGAAAUACAACAUGCCUGGGAUUGGAGACGAUUUCUACGCAAACAAUGAAACAAUUUCCGGUGGUAAGAGGAAUCGACACAAAAGAACCGCUGGUGGUUUUGACCCAAAUAGACAAGGAUCUUACAGCAUCAGUCCUUCCGGGUCCUGUUCUUUGUCAAGGGGGAGCAGUCUAACAACACCGUCUCCUUCUCAAGACUUCAUGAUGACAGUGAUGAAGACGUCAACUUGGUGUGAAUGCCAGGAUGUGGAUCCCGACAAACUGCGCUGCACUGAAUGUUACUGCAUAGGAAGACACGAAAAGUGGUGCAUCUCAAAGGUUCAAGUCUGCCCUACCUGUGGGAAAGCCGUGAAAAUACGACACGCUCACUCGCAUAAGAAAAGAUCCACGGACAUAUCCGGGUCCUUCCAUUCUUUCUGUAACAAUCAGGAGCUAAAGAACGAGGAACAAAUCGUCAGCGCAGACCAAGCUGAAGAAGAAAGAAAAGUGAAAUUUGCAGACGAAUUGAACGAUUACGUCUCCAUUUCCGGUGACGAGUUGAGCGCAGGUGGCAGAAAAGUUAAGGGAGAUAACUCUCUUUUGGACAAAAAGAAGCCACUUCCGGCUAUUAGCCCCAACAUCCACAAGCGCGCUUACCUCCUUGCCCUGUCAGACUCGGUGGUGAAGAGACUGCGCAAGAAUUCGGAACUAUUUUCUAGGCAAGGCAAAGGGACGUAUUUUUCGUAUUUCCCGCUGUAUAAACAUAAAAAUUACAACCCUCCGGUCAAGUGUGGCCUGGGUAUUAGCCCACGUGACGAAGGUGACAUCAAGAAAGUUAAGAAAGGAAUGAAACACGUACUGGGCGAUAUUAAAAUGGCCGAUUACUACCCAGGAGGUAAAAAGUACGUCCCAGAGGUGACGGACAAUAUAUGAAUUUAAAAGAACUCCAUGUCAGAAGAAACGAAGCGUUACUGUGCAUUUGACAUUAUUAUUAUUAUGGGGUUUUUUUGGGUUUUUUUUAAUUAAUACAGUUAGGAGCGAACGCUGCGGGCCACGUGACACUACGUGAAAUAAUAGUGAUCUGUAAAAUAGGACCACCAUUUGCCGUGUCGUUACUAGCUGUAGUAGCUUAAUAUAGUCCGGUUUAACAAAUAGUUUUUCAUUAAAAAGAUAUUUUUAAAAAUUGUUAAAAGCUUCUUUUAAACGUUUCUUCAAUGAUUACAGGUAGGUUGACCUUUGUAAUAUUUAAAUAACCCAGUGUUUGUAAAUAAUUUGUUAGUGUUAUUACUAAGUAACAGCAUUUGUAAGUGUGGGAUGCGGUCACAUGGAAAUGGGUGCAGAUGAGACGGUGCUCUAACUUAUGGGUGGAAAACUGAGAAAAUGUAUAGUUAACUUGCAUCGAUGUUUUUUUCAUGCCACUUGACAAGUGACCACAGCUUGAGAAGGUGGUAGUUUGUUGUGAUAGUAUGCUAUUUUUGUCACUUUUUUUCUGAGGCAGUAUUAGCUUUGAAAUGCAUGGAGGACGUAUUGGUGUUGUGCAACCGAAAGAAGCGUUUUCCCCGUAUUGAACAGUAUGCUGUUUUUGUUUGUUUGUGUAUUUUUUUAUUAUUUUUUUAUUUUAUUUAUUUAUCGAUUUAUUUAUUUAUUUAUUGUUGUUGCUUUGUGGUUGUUCUGUUUUUAUUGGUUAAUUUUGUUAUUUUCUUUUGUUUCUUUAUUUUUCUUAAUAUUUGUAGAAACACAAUGUUUUUUGUAGCACAUUAUUGUGAUCGUUUUAACAGAUUUCUACUCUGAGUCAUUUAAUCUUUUUUGUUAUUUUUUGACGUUUUUAGACCCAGUGAGACGUUUCUCUACGAAGGCAGUGUAUAUGACAUAGGGACAUGGGCCUUUAAGAUAUGAAAUGCUACUUUAGGUCUUUUAGAGGUACUUGACUGUGUUGCAAAUUUCUUACUUGACAUAGUAAAUAUUUCACAUCUUAGUCGUGUGAUAUUUAUUCUUCAGUUUAUAAUCACUUAAAAAUUCGUCUAACAUUCCUCUCAAAGGCGGGCUCAUGAAAUAUAUAUUUUAGAGAUGGAUUAAUGGCUAAAGGGAACAUGGACCAACAUUAGCUUCUACUAAAUAUGAUAUCCCUUGAAUCUCCUUCCAUCAAAAUAAAAUACUGAAUUUGCAAAUCUCGAACUGAUUGUUGCAAGUAGAUUGACCUCCGUACUAUACUGACAUCCAAAAGAAACUUGACAUUCAUAAAAUUUUAAUAAUUUGAUAAAUAUUGUUGCUAAUCGAAAGGAACCAAUUUAGAAACCACCUUACAAGCACUUUGCAUUUAUCACGGAGUGCAUUGUGUCAUAUAGAUGUUGAACUUCAUGAUACUUUCAUAUCCCACUGUUGGUUUUCUGUAAUAUAAUGUGUCUUGUAAAGUUUCUUUUCGUCCGUCUAUAUAAAAAAAUAACCCAUCGGCAUUGGUUUGAAAUUACUAAAUAAAAACUAAGUACUACGUUAAAGUUUGUUUUGUUUAACGAUACCACUA
Gigantopelta aegis is the source of this 5595-nucleotide messenger RNA. RefSeq lists its product as uncharacterized. The transcript has 2 exons. The coding region runs from base 2385 to 4007 and encodes 540 amino acids. Lineage: Eukaryota; Metazoa; Mollusca; Gastropoda; Neomphalida; Peltospiridae. The record is from RefSeq and is a predicted model, not a curated record.